UAAUUACCUCCGUAACUGUGACGUGUAAACAUGGGAAUAGGAUGUCAGCUGACCCACAGCGUUACUCUCUGUCACUCUGUUACUCGCCUUAGUGUAGUUGUACUGGGCGCAGUAUUACCUGAGAUACCUAUGCCGAUAGCGUAGGGUUGUUAUGCUACGGAGGGAACGAGCUGGCGUAGGGGCACCCGAAUCUCCAUGGCGGCAGAAGUACAGCCCACACCUCAGGCUCGGAAACCCGAGCUGCUUAAUAAGAUAGAGGCUUCUCAGGAUAUAGUGAACACGGCGGUUAUUAUUCCUAAGGAAGACGGGGUCAUCAGUGUGUCGGAGGACAGGACUAUUCGAAUAUGGCUGAAGAGGGACAGUGGUCAAUACUGGCCAAGUGUCUAUCACACCAUGCCAGCACCUUGUUCCUGCAUGUUCUUCAACCCGGAGACCAGGCGUCUGUCGGUGGGCAUGGACAACGGUGUGGUUUCCGAAUUCAUCGUCUCUGAGGACUACAACAAGAUGACACCUGCCGGAACGUACCAGGCCCAUCAGGGCAGAGUGACGGUGGUACUGUUCGUUCUGGAGAUGGAGUGGGUCCUCAGCACAGGGCAGGACAGGACCUUCGCCUGGCACUGCUCAGAGAGUGGACAGCGUCUGGGGGGCUACCGCACCACCGCCUGGGUUUCCGGGCUACAAUUUGACGUGGAGACGAGACACGCCUUUGUGGGUGACCAUUCCGGCCAGGUGACCAUACUGAAGCUGGAGCAGGAUGACUGUAGCCUGGUCACCACCUUCAAAGGACACACAGGCAAUGUGACUGCGCUGUGCUGGGACCCAGUGCAGCGCGUGCUCUUCUCAGGGAGCUCGGACCACUCCAUCAUCAUGUGGGACAUCGGUGGUCGCAAGGGCACAGCCAUCGAGUUGCAGGGACACAAUGAGAAGGUACAGGGCCUGUGCUAUGCGCCACACACACGCCAGCUGAUCUCCUGCAGCUCUGACGGGGGCAUUGUCAUCUGGAACAUGGAUGUGAAGCGGCAGGAGACCCCCGAGUGGCUGGACAGUGACUCCUGCCAGAAGUGUGAGCAGCCUUUCUUUUGGAACUUCAAGCAGAUGUGGGACAGCAAGAAGAUCGGCCUACGGCAGCACCACUGCAGGAAGUGUGGCCAGGCUGUUUGUGGCAAGUGCUCCUCCCGCCGCUCCAGUAUCCCCCUCAUGGGCUUCGAGUUCGAGGUUCGGGUCUGUGACAGCUGCUACCAGUCAAUCACUGAUGAAGACCGAGCUCCGACGGCCACCUUCCACGACAGCAAGCACGGCGUCGUCCACAUGCACUUUGAACCCACCCGUGGCUGGCUGCUCACUUCCGGGGUGGACAAGGUCAUUAAGCUCUGGGACAUGACUCCAGUGGUCUCCUGAAGCAUCCUCUGACAGGUUUGGUAGAAGAACACCGUGAGGAAAAACAUUAACAGCCAUGGGAACCACAGUCACAACUUCCAGAAAAGACUGGAACAACAUGAACAUGCUGUUUUUGGGUUUGUAUUUGUCCCCCCCCUUUCAGACCCUCUGCGCGGAACUGCCUGCUGAUUGAUUGGUCAAAUGAAAUUUUCUCUUUAUACAUACUAGCCAUUUGUCUCCAUGGAAAUUGAACUAUCCAUAAAAGGGGAGUGAGUAUGUAUGGAUCUAAGCUAUGUAUGCUUUCAAAGGAGCAGAACAUUCUGAAAGGGAACUGCACUCUAAUUUUUGGGGGUCACAAACUGUUGAUCCACAAGGGGGCAGCAUAGCUGUCAGUUGGUCAUUGGCACCUCAGCACUGUGUCGAAUGUGUCGAAUAGCUGCCUUUCCAUGCUUCCACAUUAUCAGUUGGCAGCCACUUAACCUCAGCUGUAUUAUAUUAAUAGAUGUAUUUACACAUGCUAAGUAUUUAUUUGUCUAAAGUUUUCAUGAGGUGCCUCCCUCCAAACACGUGAUACUUCAGAGGAACAGAUACUGAAUUUGCUCAACAGACAUCAGGGAUCAAAGGAAAAGAAGCAAGAACUACAAUCUGUUUCAGCUUCUGGAUUUUUACAAGAGCUUCAGUUUGAGACAAACCUUGAGGUCAGUGGGGAGGACAAGAGUGUUACUAAGAUGAUGGCAGUAACCAUGCUUUGUUGAUGAUGUUAAAUGAUAUCUUAACCUUGUUUUGGUGUUGAUUUGACAGAUCUGAACCAUUCAGUGAGUGAUUUACAGUUCAGUUCAUCAAAGCAUAUCAAAAAUAAACAAAAAGGUAGAGCUUUACCCACAUAAUAUUCUGCAGUAGUGAUAAUGGUCAUGCAGUUGUUUAAACUUAUUGAAGUAUUUCUUAUGAAAUUUAGAGGUACUUCCAAAAAGUGAUGGUGAUUUUCAGGCUUUUUUAUGGACACAUCCAUUAGACCCUUUUUGACCCUGUUGUACUAUAAUCAUUCUGUGCUAUCCCAUGGUCAUGAUCUGACCAGCCGUAUGAAAGAAAAACGCUUUAUACUUCCUCCGUGUAAUAUUAGCAGACGCACCUUAAAAAUUAGCUUUUUGCAGAGGUUUCUGAAUGAGGUGUGCAGUGCAUUCUGGGAAUGAAGGCACCGGAUAUUGUCAGCCUUAAUGGGCGAGACGAUGUUCCAGAGUUCUGACCCAUUUAAAAUGUUGCACCCAAGCCCUAGUACAUAGUCUCUUACUGAAGUUCAUUCCCAGCAUGAUGGAUAUGAAGACGAUUUGCAUGCACAAAACUGCACAGGGAUUCGCAUUUUUCAAGAACAGGUUAGCAUAUGAAACAUAGGAUGGACAUGUCUCCUCUACCAGCUUGUUUUGGGUGGUGGAAAUUCAGCGGUCUCUCCUUGAAAUUUAACUUAGUCUCGUCUACUUUGUUGUGUGGGUCAUGUGGUCUGGUAAUGUAAAUAUGACCUUGGUGUACAUAAAUAUGUAAAAUUAAAGGCUGGACAAGAGAAGGAGGGGGGGGCAGUGGUUAUUCCCAGGGGUGAUUAUGCUCUCCAGCUCUAAGCUGAACAGAAGCAGCAUAUUCUUUGACCCUCCAGCAAAUUUUUGUAUCCCAUAUUUGAAGAAAUUGCUAUUAAGAGUUAAUCUACGCCACUCUUGCCAAGGAGUGAUAGAAUUGGCUGAAAUGAAUCUGUGAGGGUGCAGUGUUCUGGGUUCUGUGUCUUGCCGUGUGCCGGAAUUGCGGGCUUUGGUCGUCUUAGUGUACAUGUCUGCUGGCCGUCAUCAGAGCUGAAGCCUGUUCAGAAUGUUGUUGUGAUUCUGUAGGUGUUGAUGUGGGACUCGGGUUUGGUGGUAGCAUGACCCGACUUGGGAAUACCAAAGUCAGCCUGAACACAGGCCUGGUAGCAUCAUUGCUUCACAAGCGCAUGGCCCUCAUUAGCAAGGAGCAUGUCACAGCCUCAGCCAGUGUGGUCCUACAGCAUCACGUGUGGGCGGGGUGUGUGCACAAGGCUGCCCCAUGCGUACUGGGAGACAUGUCUAACACAUCUGCCUAACUAAAGUGUACAUAGAACAGGUCUGAACCUGUAAAUACAUGUAAAAAUAUGAAAUACUACAUUUUAGCUUGAUUGUAACUCAGAAGUGCACCACAGUUUUUAAAAAGGGUGUCGUUUUAUACGCUUGAAGUUUGGUUACAGUUGGAUUUUUCCAUUGGUACUGUGUUGAUACUGAUUAACUAGUAGUUAGAGUAGAGGAGCAGAUAUACCAAAACAGCAAAUGCACCUUGAUAUUGUGUGUGGGGGGGGUGGGGUGGGGGCGGCUGGACACCACACACAGAGGGACCUUGUGUUACUAAAAUGGGAUCUUACUCAAGGGAAAUUUACUGGUCUGGCAUAUGCAGAAUAGUGCAUAGAAAGGUAAGGGAUGAAUGCUCACAGCUAAAUAAUAAAAGCAUCUGAUGUGGAGCAUUUUAGCUGUUUUUUACGGUUAUGAUUUCAUUGAAACUGUGUCCCCAUUUUAGUCAUGCCAGCUCUCCUGCGUGUCCCGUCACCUGGUAUCUCAGCCAUUCACAAAGCCUUCACGUGCCAGAGAGCACUGAGGACAGGGCGUACAUUUCUCACUCCUGUCAUGCCGCUGUCACCCGCUUUAGCCAUUUGUCUUAUGGAGCAUUGGAGUGUGCCCUCUAGUGGUGUUUAAACCACACCUGAAUGUUUCUACUGGCUAAGCCUCUAUACACCACAAUAACAGCCUCUCCCGGUCCCAACCUGUUAAUACUUUGUUACUACUGUGCUUCAGUUUAUCUGUGUUUGAUAAAUCCAGCAUGACUUGUCUAAACUAAAAUACAUUCCAUUUUGUACAUAAUGUGAAGACCUACAAAAUUGUGCUUGAUUGAUUGUGAUUUUUUUUUUCUUUGUGGAGACAAUUCCUGCUACAGAAAACCUUAAAUGUUUCUUUUUAUUUGAUGACUUAAAGUGGUUGUUUAAAAUGUCAGAAUGUCAUUUUAAAGGCACUUAUGAACAGCAUAUCAAGAGUGGUUUUUGUACCUUGGAGAGAAUCCAGUUUAGUUAGCAAGCCGCCUUUAACUGUGUGGAUUUGUCUGACCUUAACUCUGGGAGUUUCAUUCAGGAGGAGAAUGAUGGUGUUUUGACAAACAGACUGUUGGCUACAUUUUGGGUGAUUUGGCUGAAUGUUUCACGUCCUGUUGGCUUGUAACAUGCCACGCCAGCAGCCAGAUGGCACUCGAGCUGCAUGCUGAGAUUUCUUUGCUCUCGUGAUGCUCGCCCUGCAGUGCAUAUGUACCCCCCCUUGUCUUCUUGCAAAAAGCAGGACUGUGAGAUGUCAAUUAACUUAUUGGCAACAUCAGGAGACCUUAAAUAAAAGCUUUUCAAUAUUUCCUUCA
This is a messenger RNA of Brienomyrus brachyistius, 4821 nucleotides long. RefSeq names its product WD repeat and FYVE domain containing 2 (gene wdfy2). The record is from RefSeq and is a predicted model, not a curated record. NCBI's taxonomy places the organism in Eukaryota, Metazoa, Chordata, Actinopteri, Osteoglossiformes, Mormyridae. The transcript has 12 exons. The coding region runs from base 196 to 1398 and encodes 400 amino acids. Gene Ontology annotation, molecular function: metal ion binding; protein binding.